Messenger RNA from Dioscorea cayenensis subsp. rotundata (Guinea yam), 1574 nucleotides. RefSeq names its product cytochrome P450-like. The transcript has 2 exons. Gene Ontology annotation, molecular function: iron ion binding; oxidoreductase activity, acting on paired donors, with incorporation or reduction of molecular oxygen; monooxygenase activity. Lineage: Eukaryota; Viridiplantae; Streptophyta; Magnoliopsida; Dioscoreales; Dioscoreaceae. The record is from RefSeq and is a predicted model, not a curated record. Bases 718 to 1569 code for a protein of 283 amino acids.
UCAAGCAAUCCUUUUCCACAAAAACCUCCAGUGUCCAAACAACCAAAGCACCAAAAUGACAAUCAUCAUUCUCACUCUCCUCCUCCUUCUUCCCUUAUCCUUCUUUCUUCUCCGUCUCCGGCGGUCACCGGAAAACAAAACCCCCAAAACCCAUCUCCACCUCCAACGCCGGAUCCCUUUCCGAGCUUCUCAAAAACACUCACCGGAUUCUUGACUGGACCACUGAUCUCCUCGCCGGAAGCCCCACCUCCACCGUUACCACCUUCAUGGCCACCAUCACCUCCAACCCUUCCAACGUUGAACACAUCCUCAAAUCCAAUUUCCCCAAACUACCCAAAAGGUUCCCACUCAACCACCGUCCUCUCCGACCUUCUCGGCGCCGGAAUCUUCAACUCCGACGGUGAACUCUGGCGUCUCCAACGCAAAACUGCCAGCCUUGAGUUCACCACCAAAACCAUUCGUUCCUUCAUCUUCUCCAACGUCCAUCUCGAGAUCUCUCGCCUCCAUAACGUCCUCCAUUCCUUCUCCCUCUCCGGCGAGGUUUUCGAUCUUCAAGAACUUCUCGACCGUCUUGCCUUCGACAACGUUUGCCAGGUGACAUUUGGUCAUGAUCCGGCGAGGCUGGACUCAUCGUCGGACGACAUCGACUCGGCGGCGUUCGCGCACGCGUUCGAGCGCGCCACGGCGCUCUCCGUGCGCCGCUUCGAGCACCCGUUCAUGAUCACCUGGAAACUCUUGCGCUUCUUCAACCUCAGCUACGAAAAAGAACUCAAAGACCAAGUCUCCAAAGUCCACGCUUUCGCCAUGCAAGUAGUUCGCCGGAGAAAAUCCUCCGGCGAACUCGGUGACGACUUGCUCUCCCGUUUCAUCUCCGAGUCCUCGUCUUACUCCGACGAGUUCCUCCGUGACAUCAUCGUCAGCUUCGUUCUCGCCGGCCGUGACACCACUUCCGCUACUCUCACUUGGUUCUUUUACCUCAUAUCAAUCCACCCGGAAGUGAAAACCAAGUUGCUCGACGAGCUGCGCGCAGUGCGCGCGCGUGGAGCGCGCGAAGGAGAGCUCACGGUCGAGCAAGUUAAAGGAUUGAACUACAUGCACGCGGCGUUAUCGGAGACGUUGAGGCUUUACCCGCCGGUGCCGCUGCAAACGAGGGCGUGUGCGGAGAGUGAUGUGUGGCCGGAUGGGACGAAGGUGAAGAAGGGAAGGACGGUGAUGUAUAGUGCGUAUGCGAUGGGGAAGUCGGAGAGGAUUUGGGGGAGUGAUUGGGAGGAGUUUAGGCCGGAGAGGUGGAUGGAUGAAGGGGAGUUUAGAGCAGUGAAUGCGUUUAGGUUUCCGGUGUUUCAUGCAGGGCCGAGGAUGUGUUUGGGUAAGGAGAUGGCGUAUGUGCAGAUGAAGACGGUGGUGGCGGCGGUGAUGGAGAGGUUUGAGAUUGAGGUGGUGGAUGAGGAGAAGAAGAAGAGGGAGGUGGAGUUUACUAUGAUUCUGAGGAUGAAGGGUGGGUUGCCGGUUAGGGUUCGGAGGAAGAUGAUGAUGAUGAUGAUGGAUGAUGAUGGAAAUGUUGAGAUUUGAAAGUU